Messenger RNA from Amphimedon queenslandica, 1684 nucleotides. RefSeq lists its product as uncharacterized. Gene Ontology annotation, molecular function: protein binding. NCBI's taxonomy places the organism in Eukaryota, Metazoa, Porifera, Demospongiae, Haplosclerida, Niphatidae. The coding region runs from base 89 to 1684 and encodes 531 amino acids. The transcript is spliced from 8 exons. The record is from RefSeq and is a predicted model, not a curated record. Gene Ontology annotation, biological process: signal transduction.
CAUCUUUAUCAUUCAAUUUUCAUUUUUUGGUUCAAGACUGGUACAAUACAGCUCUUCUGAUCAUAUUUAAAAUACAGUGAUUGAGAAAAUGAUUGAGCUUUCUCAAUGGAGAGCAUGUAUUGGGUUGUGGAACUGCUGCUGUUCUGGAAUGAAACUAAAGUUAUGCCAAGAUGGAAAGAAAAUAAAGCAAUCUAGACGUAUCUCAGAUGUACAUGUAGACAAUGGAUUCCGGCUAUUGAAACUGACAUUUUUUGUCAAUUUUCUAACUGUCACCCUCAGUUCUAUUUUUAUUACAAUAGGACUCAAAAUAUUUUUCUGUUCUCUUCUCCUUCUUUUAUCUGGAGAUGUUGAGCUCAAUCCUGGUCCAGUAAUUGAUGAACAGCCUGAUAUUUCUGUGUUGCUUGAUCUACUGGAGCCACUUGAAAACUGGCAGUCGUUUGGUUGUCAGUUGCCUGGAGUAACACAACAAAUUAUUGACAUGAUCCAACAGCCUAAAAAGAGCCCAAGGCAACAAAAGAAAAUUCUUUUUGAAAAAUGGUUUGAAGAGAAUCCUAAGGCAACAUGGAAGGAUGUCCUUACUGCUUUAGAAGGAAGACAAGAACCUAAAUUGAUAAAAGACAUUGAAGAUUACCUUAAAAAUAUAAGUUCCAAGGAAAUAUUGCGUUCAUAUUCAGACAAACUAACUGCUGCUAUUGCUAACAGCCUUUACACAGUGACUAAUGCACUGUUUGCUAAGGAACUAAUAUCGUUGGACAUUAAAUCUCACAUAUCAACAAAAAAUGAUUCAGAUUAUGAAAAGGCCAGCUACUUAGUGACUACAUUACUGAGACAAAUGGAAGCAUCUUUACAUCCACAAAAGGAUUUGAUCAGCCUUUGUCAUAUAUUAAUAGAACAAAAACAUCAAGCACUUACAGAUAUUGCUACUUCUAUAUUGGAUCAAUUAGUUUGCUCUAUGGUUAUAUUAGUUUAUCGUAAAUUUGGAGGUCAUCUCCCAACUAGUGUAUCUGAACUGUAUGAAAGCUUUAUUUUACAAACUAUUAGAAGGCAUGUCAAUAAUACUUCUAAUGAACAAUUAAAUCUUGAAAGUCUUAAUAAAUUGCCAUCAGGUUUAAAUGCAACUCUACAACAAAUGUGUGAAUUUGCUUACUUUAGUUUAAAAGAACAAACUAAUAAAAUGACUUUCACUCGUUCUCAAUUACAGUCUCUGAAUAUUGCAACCAAGGAAAACUACCUUGGCUUAAUCACGACUAUUACUGACUUUGAUGAGGAAUGGUUUGUGGCUGGUCUAACUAAGCUUCAGCAUGAAAGCUAUCAAAAAUAUUUUAGCAGCACAGUAUUUGACUUGCAAUGUAAAAGGUGUUUAUUUGAGAUCGAAUCCUGUCAUCCAUGGGUCACUCCAGACAAGAAUCAUGCUGAUCUUAGAUUUAGAAUUUGGAAUUACUUACAUUUUCAUCCAUUUCAAUUUGCCAAUCAAUGGAACUACAUCAAUAAAAAAUUAGAAAGAAGCACUCCAGCUCAAUCUAAGACAGUGGUAAUAGAUUCUUUUUCACCAAAAAAAUAUGUUCACUUAGAAGUAUCAACCUUUUUGAAUAUUUUUAAGGAACAAUUGAAGCAAGUGAUCAAGGCAUAUGAAAAGCAAGAACAAAAGCCACUAUCUCAUAUUGAAUUAUUGAUUAAGACGUGA